GCGCGCGCGCUGUCCUGUAGCGGAGGAGCGGAGCUGACGGUUGGACAUUUAACUCUCUAACGGUCGUUCUAACGGUCGUUCUAACGGUCGGUUUAACGGUCGUCCCCACGAUGUGAAGUUUUAACGGAGGUUUUUAUCGCCCCGACGGACCCAGCGGAGCGACAUGAACCGGGAGAACCGGGAGAACCGGAGCGAGAAACUGCGAUAAUCCCGCUGUGAUUCUCCCACCGACGGGGGCCGUUAGUGCGGCUGUUUGAUCCGCUGCCGCCCGGAGAUAUGGACCCCGUUUUAUCUGCUUUAAUGUCGAAUAAAAGUGUGAAUUACCGACCGGAGUAAGUGCAGUUUGAACCGGAGCCUGUGUAUGGAGGACCCGCAGCUCCACUGUCCAUAAAGCCACUACUACAACCAUGUAUGCGGGACGCAAACGGAGAAAACCGGCGCACAAGGGAGUCAAACCGACCCCAGCCGAAGGCGCCAAGUCCAACCCGUCCAAACGCCACCGGGACCGCCUGAACUCGGAGCUGGACCGGCUCGCCAGCCUGCUGCCCUUCCCCGAGGACGUCGUCUCCAGCCUGGACAAACUGUCCAUCCUGCGGCUCAGCGUCAGCUUCCUGCGCACCAAGAGCUUCUUCUCCGGUAGGAAACCACCGGCUGACUGGGAACAUCAGCUGGAACCAGUACAGACUCCCUGUGGGUCCAAAACACUGCACUCAGACUGGAGGAUGGGAGGAUGGGAGGAUGGGGGAGGAUGGGAGGAUGGGGGAGGAUGGGAGGAGGCUCUGAUUAAGACAAUGCCGUCGGGACUCUUUGCAGCGUCGGCACUCAGUGUCAUCACCUCCUCGCUGAGCCCCGAGGCUCGAGGAAGACGAGGAGGAGCGACGAUGGAGGCCCUGAACGGCUUCGUCCUGGUGGUGACCGCUGAGGGAACCAUCUUCUUCUGCUCUCACACCAUCCAGGAAUACCUCGGCUUCCAUCAGACCGACGUGAUGCACCAGAGUGUGUUUGAGCUGAUCCACACCGAAGACCAGCAGGAGUUCAGGAGCAACCUGCACUGGGCCCUCAACCCCCCUGCUGGCCUCGGACCCCCCACGGAUCCCUCAACAGACGGAGACUCGGUGUCGACCUCCUCCUGCCUGGUGAGCUACAACCCCGACCAGCUUCCGCCUGAAAACUCCUCCUUCCUGGAGAGAGGCUUCGUCUGCCGCUUCCGCUGUUUGUUGGACAACUCCUCCGGCUUCCUGGCGCUCAACAUCCAGGGUCGACUCAAGUUCCUCCACGGUCAGAGCCAGAAGCAGUGCGACGGCGAGACGAGUCCCCCGCCUCAGCUCGCCCUGUUUGCCAUCGCCACACCGCUCCAGCCUCCCGCCAUCCUGGAAAUCAGGACGAGGAACAUGAUCUUCAGGACCAAACACAAACUGGACUUCACACCCAUGGCGUGUGACGCAAAGGGUAAAAUUGUUCUGGGUUACACCGAGGCCGAGCUGAGAGUUCGAGGUUCUGGUUACCAGUUCAUCCACGCUGCCGACAUGCUGUACUGCGCCGAAAACCACGUCCGAAUGAUAAAGACGGGCGAGAGCGGCCUCACCGUCUUCAGGCUGCUCACCAAGGACAACCGCUGGAAGUGGGUCCAGGCCAACGCCAGGCUCGUUUACAAGAAUGGGAGGCCAGACUACAUCAUCGCCACCCAGAGGCCNNACAGGGACGAGGAAGGAGGGGAACAUCUGAGGAAGCGAUCGAUGCACCUGCCCUUCACCUUCGCCACCGGAGAGGCCAUGCUCUACCAGACCGGUUAUCCACUGCACGGCUUCCCUGAUUCCUUCCAGGGCAAAGCCAAAGGCGGCAAGUCCAAGAAGGGCAAACUGGACAAGAGUUCCUCGGAUGACCUGGACCCGAAGUCCCUGCUGGGGGCGCUGAUGAGCCAGGAUGAAUCCGUGUACGUCUGCCAGCCGGACCCGGAGCCCAGGAUGUCCUGCCACAGCAGCCUUUACAGCGAGCAGCAAGGUGACGGCGGUUCCGGAGGCUUGUUAAGUGGCGACAGCUGGCACAUCGUGUCGAACGGGGAGACGGGGACAUGCAACAGCAAAUCCUCCAGUUACGACCCACUGCUGGCCACUCUGGACUCUCUGUCCCUGGAUGGAGAAGAAACGUGCUCUAAUAGCGAGCUCUUUAACGCCCUGGAGAACCUGGGUCUAAAUGCUGAAGACCUGGAACUCCUGCUGCUGGAUGAGCGGAUGAUCCAGGUGGAGCUGGACCCCAACCACAUCCCCACACUCGGUGACCUCCUCACCAACAACGAAAUCCUCUCCUACAUCCAGGAUUCACUGCAGAGUGGGCCCGAGGGGGAGGAACAAGGAGCCCAAAGCGUCCCCCGGCAGCCACAGGCGAGCCUCACACAGCCCAUCAUCCAGCUGUCGCAACAGAUGCAGCAGUGGCAGCUUCAGCCGGACCAGCACCCGGUCCUCCUCCGGUCCCACCAGCAGGACUUCCAGAAUCAUCUCGGACCGCCAGCUAACGGAUCCUACAUCUCAAACGGACACGCGGCCUUUCCACCCAACCUGGAGGUCGACCACGCGGGUUACAGCAUCUCCGGCGCGGCACAUCCAGGCGUUUGUCACUACCAGAACUCGGGGUCCAGCGCGCAGCCGUACCAGCUGCAGGGUCACCAGAAGCACCAGCAGCAGCAGAUGUUGCAGCAGAUGUUGCAGCAGACUCAGGUUUUGCCCCAGUGUCCCACGCAGAGCUCUGCACUGGAGUUAGAGCAGUUACUGGGUCUGUCCCAGCCUCAGGCAGCAGAGAGCUGCAGCGUGUUCGACGCCGCCACGCAGGGCGCCACGCACAGCAAGCUGGAGAACGGACGCCUCCUCAGCGCCACCAACGCGGCGGCGUACAUCAGAACGUGUCUGAUGCCCAACGGAAACGGAGUGGCGACAGGCGAACUCCCCGUCUCCUGCCCAGACGAAGUCCCCGCCCUGCAGGACCCCCAGAAAUCUGGAUUCUUCCUCUGAAAGGAUGAAAGCAGAGAAUAAGAGGAGGCUGGAAGAGAGAAGGUACAGAAGGAAGAAAGGAAGAAACUAUUCGAUACGCCCACAUUAUUCUUAAACUCUCUUUUCCAGAAAGGACUUCAGGUUCUCUUUGUUUCGACAUCACACCGGCGAGAGGAAGAAGUUCCUUCAUCUGGAGCACUGCGUAUUAUAAUAUUGCUCGUUCUCACUCACUGAAACGUUCAUUCUUUUUACCUGACUGGAUUUCCGCUCCCGAGUCCAAAUUCCUCACGUUCUGAUCUGUAUAUACACGGUUAAAGUCCUGGAGACGCUGAGCAGCGCCGGUUGCUUUGGUGCGGUCUGUUUAUCUGUGUAGUCCGGUGCUGACACUGGAACAACUUUCAGCUCAGACAAUCAGUAUGUUUUAAAGGUCGUAGCGCCGCGUAACAGGACAGAGUCAGCACUGGACUAUUCAGUGGAUCCUUCUCAUUACUCAGCGUUUCUAAAGCAGACUGUACGUUUCCUGCAGUUGGUUAUAAGCUUGUUUACGUCUGAAACAAUAUUCAGUGUGAUUAAAUGUCAGAUUAUCGUCAGUGAAGUCUGGAACUACCUUUAAAGACGCUUUAGAAACUGGUCAGCAGUUAUGAGAAGAUAAAUGUGUUGCAGUUAAUGAAGAGUUUUAACUUCCUAAAGAUAAAUGUUGCUUUCAUUGGUGAGCUCACCACUCCACACGUCUGCCAGCAGUCAGAACAGAGAGACGUCGAUACAAACAGCCGUGAGAUUUGGACUGAACGCACCAACAGAGUAUUUAAACGUGAGUGUUUGUUUGUCGGCUGUGUGUAGAAGACCUGUCGGGGUUUAGUAGAUGUCGUUGGUGCUUUAUACGUCAACUAAACAGCAUUUCAUUCUUAUAGUUAAUAUUGUUGAGAUGAGAUUGGUAAAAGGUUCAAAUCAGAAGGAAAGUUAUUAUUUGAAGGAAGCGUCGUUGGUCCUAAUGCUGCAUUUUAGCCUCUUUGAGGUUUACAAUGAAGUUGUGCACUUACAUGUAUGACAGACACAAUCAGAAAGGUCUGAUUGUCUGUCAGUGGCACUGAAAUCAAACAUAAAAGCAUUUUUGUUUCCUGACCGGAGACAGUGUGAAAAUGUCCCAUUAAUGCCUUGUCUCGGCGGCCUCGGCCAGUCGGACUCCCUCUUACUUUACCCUGCAGUCGUGCCGUGUGGGGGAACACUGAGUGCACUUACAUGCACACAGUUCCCCAUUAAGUACCUAAUUGUAAAUAAUAGAUUACGACUGAAGGCCGGAGAGGAAGCGCAUGGAAGUAUUUCUCAAGUUUUGUUUCCCUGUGAUCACAAAGAAGUGAUGUGUGGGAACCAGUGAAAGGUGAAGCCACAGUGGGAACUUCCCAGUUGCUCCGCGAUCAGUCGUAUUAUUUACAGACUCAAACCAAACCACGCUUACCCGGCACAAGCUGUUCGUCCUUCAGGAGACGUUCAGCUUCCAUUAAAGCACUUCAUAGAUUACCGACUUCAAUCGUAGCAUCAGAACAGACACUGUGACAGACGACGCUGUACACGCUGCUCCACUAUUCUUCUCCGCAGACUUCCUCCUGAUCUCCGCCACUAAAAACAACCCCAACCUGCUGGUGGUGCGUUCAUGUCAUCUCAGAUUAACCGUAAAGAACAGAUGCAGCUUCUGACUGGAAAUGAUUGUGUAAUUAACUUAAUUAAUAAUGAUCUUAUAGAAGAUGAAUCAUUGCUGUAAACAUCAGAUAUUAAUAAUCUGACAGGGAACAUUUUACUUUAUUAUUUAUUUAGCUUUAUGAUUUAUUGCAUCACAACACAACUUCCAUGUUUGGUGUCGUAAUAUAUUAUCAGUUUAUUUACUUUUAUAAGAAGUUGUGCUGUCACUGUCUGAUUUUAACCUCUUUACUAUAUAAACAAGCUCAGUUCUGAUAUGACAUGAACGCAGUGACGCUCACAUUUAAAAGGCAGAGAGGUCGCCGGAGGGUGGACCACAGAUUGGACAGCCUUUAGCAUUUAGCACCGACUCAAAAACCAAAUGAGAAACAUGUGAACACACGUGUGUCUGCAGUUGCUCCGUCGUUGAAUGUCUUGUGUAAACUGUAAAGGCGUUUGAAACAUGAAGCUUUUGUUUCACUACAAAAAGGUGCUCAGCAGUGAUGAGUCAGCGUCGGUAGCGUUAGCUGAUGACAAACGUCGCGACCACGAAACGCAUUUACAGAUCUGUUUGUUUUGUUUUUGCUGUUUUUUUUGUAAACUGACUUUUCUUAUAAAACAGAUUAUUUAAACCAGUUAUGAGAUCAAAUGCUGUAUGAAAGAUAACAAUUAUAUAAAUCAUUUUCCAAGGCGCUUUAAAAAAAAAAAAAAAGGUUGUAUGUGUAUAUAAUGUGUUUUUUAAUGGUUUUGUUGCAAGCACUACUUUAAGUCACUCUUCUUACAAACUCUUUCUCCUGCACUGAAAGUAGUCUUGUAGAAAAAAAGCAUUUUAUGAAUCCAUGUUGUAUGAAUAUUGUGUGUUUUCUCUUCAUGUCAUGUUUGAAGACGCCUGUUUACACCUGGCAUUAGGAUGCGCCUGUCACUGAGCGGCUCUCAUCCUUCGGAGGCAGAACAUCCAGUUAGCAAAAGAAAAUCACAAACAUCCAAUCGCCCAACCUUAGUGUGCAUCCUACACAAAGAAGGAAAGAACUUACAAGAAGGCCUAAAUGAUUACCAAUCAGUCGUUGUUUCAUAAAGUUUAUAAGGUUUCUCCUCACUCAGUAACUCUCAGAAUCGUGAUUCUUUAAGGGAGUCUGGGGUUAUUGCAUUCACUCGUUCAUUAGUUCAAUCAGAGUUUUUACAGACAUCUGCUGCUGGUACUGAAGGCUUCAACACGGGAUCUCAGUGCGUCUCGGUGGUCGUUCACACUGUAUUUAGACACAUUUUAAUACCCGGUGUAAACAGGCUCGUAAGCUCAAAACAAAAUGGUGCCAUAAGGGUAAGUCAGGCCACUCCCUCGUUCAGUAAAUGAAGAGAUAUAACACUUUACAUCAAAAUCUAAAAUCUUUUCCUGACCUUUUAGUAUCUUAAAAUCCACUUUGUCCACCAGAAAACAUUUAAAAGUGAUUGUUAAUCGUUUCAUAUUUUUCAAACUCAACGUUGGAACCAAACUCUCCGUAAGCUGUUUCGUCGUGGUUCUUUUAUUUCUUUUUUUAAGGCCCACAGACUUUAUUUUGCUACUUUUAUCACUGAAGGUUGUAGUUGUAUGUAAACAGAUGUUUUUAAAAAAUGCAGUUUGUCUUUGAGCCGUGUGUUGAAAUGUGCUCUUGGAUCCUGGAAAUAAAGGAUUUUGUGCAAUCACACUGAAUCUCCUCCU
Molecule: messenger RNA, 6354 nt
Organism: Morone saxatilis (striped sea-bass)
Lineage: Eukaryota; Metazoa; Chordata; Actinopteri; Moronidae
Product: aryl hydrocarbon receptor-like
Exons: 12
Coding region: 408-3005 (865 amino acids)
Biological process (GO): regulation of transcription by RNA polymerase II
Cellular component (GO): nucleus; aryl hydrocarbon receptor complex
Molecular function (GO): protein dimerization activity; nuclear receptor activity; transcription cis-regulatory region binding
Source: RefSeq, a predicted model, not a curated record